This is a messenger RNA of Polyodon spathula (Mississippi paddlefish), 4235 nucleotides long. Its product is annotated as calcium/calmodulin-dependent 3',5'-cyclic nucleotide phosphodiesterase 1C-like. The transcript has 16 exons. Gene Ontology annotation, molecular function: 3',5'-cyclic-nucleotide phosphodiesterase activity. The coding region runs from base 378 to 2396 and encodes 672 amino acids. Gene Ontology annotation, biological process: signal transduction. Lineage: Eukaryota; Metazoa; Chordata; Actinopteri; Acipenseriformes; Polyodontidae. The record is from RefSeq and is a predicted model, not a curated record.
UUGCUAGUCAUGCACCAAAGCAGCUCAAUUGUCUGCAGGCUUGCUUCUUUUUUUAAUUUUUUUUUUUUUUACCGAUAAAGAGUCUUCAGCUGGUAUUACUGAUUGCAUCCCUGGCUUAUCACAAAUAACUGUAGUGGCUUUCAGUCUAGAGAUCAGCCCCUAAUCCCCUACAUCAUAUUUAUGAGGGACCAUGGCACACAGCCACUGCUGCACUCAGUGUACACCUGGAGCUCUUGCUGGUGACACACAUUUCCUGUGAGGUGCAGGAGGAUUCAGACCACUUCAAAAACAACAAUAACAUGGUUACUAUCCUAUCACAGUAUUAGAGGCUUUGACUGAACUUCUGAGCUUGUCUGAGGAAUUACAUUUUUUUAGCCAUGGAGUCUCCCACUAAGGAAAUUGAAGAGUUUGAGAGUAACUCUCUCAAGUACCUGCAACCGGACCAAAUCGAAAAAAUUUGGCUGCGGCUUCGAGGACUGAGGAAGUACAAGAAAACAUCCCAGAGGUUACGGUGUUUGGUGAAGCAGUUGGAACGAGGAGAAGCUUCAGUUGUAGACCUUAAGAAGAACUUGGAGUAUGCCGCUUCAGUACUUGAGUCCGUAUACAUCGAGGAAACCAGACGCCUUGUGGAUGCAGAAGAUGAGCUCAGUGAUAUCCAAUCUGACUCAGUGCCAUCAGAGGUGCGAGAUUGGCUUGCUUCCACUUUUACCAGACAAAUGGGGUUGAUGCUCAAGAGAACGGAGGAGAAGCCAAGAUUCAGAAGCAUUGUUCAUGCUGUUCAGGCUGGAAUAUUUGUAGAAAGAAUGUACAGACGGACAUCAAACAUGGUUGGACUAAGCUACCCGCCGUCUGUGAUUGCAGUGCUAAAGAAUGUAGACAAGUGGUCUUUUGAUGUAUUUGCACUAAAUGAUGCAAGUGGAGAACACGCACUGAAGUUCAUUUUUUAUGAACUUCUCACAAGAUAUGACUUAAUCAAUCGUUUUAAGAUUCCCAUUUCUGCUCUUGUAUCCUUUGUUGAAGCCCUUGAAGUUGGAUACAGUAAGCAUAAAAAUCCAUAUCACAAUCUUAUGCAUGCGGCAGAUGUCACCCAGACCGUGCAUUACCUCCUAUUAAAGACUGGAAUGGUGCACUGGCUGACAGAGCUGGAGAUCUUAGCUAUGAUUUUUGCUGCUGCUGUCCAUGACUAUGAACACACUGGGACUACAAACAACUUUCAUAUUCAGACCAGAUCAGACUCAGCUAUUCUAUAUAAUGACAGAGCGGUGCUAGAAAAUCACCAUGUAAGUGCGGCUUACCGCCUCCUGCAGGAUGACGAGGAGAUGAACAUCUUGUAUAAUUUGUCAAAGGAUGACUGGAGAGAACUGAGGACUCUCGUGGUGGAGAUGGUCCUGGCUACAGAUAUGUCCUGUCACUUUCAGCAAAUCAAGGCAAUGAAGAACUCCUUACAGCAGCCUGAAGGGAUUGACAAGCCUAAAGCCUUAUCUCUGUUAUUACACACUGCCGAUAUCAGUCACCCUGCGAAAAACUGGGACCUCCAUCAUCGCUGGACCAUGUCACUGCUUGAAGAGUUCUUUAGACAGGGAGAUAAAGAAGCAGAACUUGGGCUACCGUUCUCCCCUCUCUGUGAUCGAAAGUCCACCAUGGUGGCUCAGUCUCAAAUAGGUUUCAUUGAUUUUAUUGUGGAACCAACAUUCACUGUGCUUACUGACAUGACCGAGAAGGCGGUCACCCCUCUCAUUGAUGAAGCCUCUCGCUCUGGCCUUGCAGGAUUCCGACGCUCCAGUUUGAAUAGUAUUACCCCUUCAGAUGUUAAAAGAACCAGUGUGAAAAACACUGGGUCAGAAGGAAGUGCCUCGCUUAACUGCUCCCUACUCACUGUGGAUUUCAAAAACUUUAAAGCCAACUGGAAUGAGACUGUGCAACAGAACAGAGAGAAAUGGAAGACACAGGCAACCAAGGAUGCAGAAGAGAAAGCUAGAAGAGAGGCAGAGGAGAAAGUCCAACAGGAGGCAGAAGAGAAAGAAGAACGAGAUAAAGCUGGGAUAGGGCUGCAGGAACAGGGACCAGAACAAAGCACUGAAAAGAGUGCUGAUGAUUCAGAGAAAAGUAAUGUCAAUGGGACUCAAGGACAUUGCACUUCAACCCAUUCAGAAACCAAGGAGAAAGAAAGUGACAUGGUAUCAGGCAAAGACGCAGAAAACACACAAGUUCAAAAUGUGAGGCAUCCAGCAUAUGAUUUGAUAAGAUACUUCAAGAGACCCAGCUAUUGUGCAAACUCGUACCUCUCAUCUGUGCAAAAGAAGGCUGAAGAGAGCUUGAUUAAAAGCAAGAACCUGGACCAGAGGGGUAAAAUGAAGAAGCUGCAGCGUAUAUCUCUCCGGGGGUGCAAACAGUGAAGAAAGUUAGGGGCAGCUUUGAAGUUUGGGAAGUAUCUUCACUGUUUAUCAAAACUGAAAGAUAAAAUGCUCUUUUGUCUUUAGGAACUGUAGUGAACAUGGGGCUAUACCAAUUUUAAGACAAUAAUGUUCAUCUUUGCACUGGGGAUGUGCAAAGACUUUGCAUAGUCAACUUCCCUUUAAAAAAUAAAAAGCUUCUAUACACUUCACAUUCUUUAUCAAUGUUUUUGGAUAUACAGUUUUGUAGGACUUUGUCUACCAGACAGAGAAUAUUUUUAGUCUUAUGCUUAUGAGUGUUGAAGUCAUCUGCAGUAGUUUAUCUCCAUUGAUUAAAAAAAUAUUAAACAUACUGUACCUGAAUACUUUUUCCUGAAUGAUGUUACUGCAUAAUACCUCCACUACGACAAUUGCUACAGUACACUGAAAUUGUACUAAAUAUUUAUUAAAUUCAUUAAUUUUACUUUUUAUAGUAGCCAUUCCUUGAAGUAAAUACAGUAGCUUCUUAAAACAAAUACUUAUAAGCAUCAUUGUUUAACUUUAAUAGCUCAUUGUAAAUUGUGUAACGUGUAUAUGGAGGCCAUGCAUUGCACUAUAUAUUUUGUAUAGGUGUCCCUGUCCAAACAAUCAUAUUUUAACGAUUGAACAAUUAUAAAAGAGCUAUGAAAAAGUAAACAAAAUAUUUGGAAACUAUCAUAAGUUUCAACAGGAAUUAAAAACAAUGUAAUUAAGCAAAAAGACACAGCAAGUUGUGCAUUGCUGUGAAAUUACACACACCUUGCAGUGUGCAUGGUUAUAAAAUUGACUAUUCCGAAAGAAAAUAAAAUGUAUACACUAUCAGUGUAAUAGACCUGAUAUUCAAUUAUUUUGAAUGGGAUCAAAAAGAUCCACCAGGAAACAAUAGAUAGUAAAGGUGAACAGAAGUUGCAUUUUUUUUUUUUUUUUUUUUAAUGAAAACUGUCAAACUGAGAAUGUUAUUAUUGUAUUUCUUAUAUUGUCUUGAACUUUGUUGUUUCUAGAUACACUGAUAGUUUGCUAUGGAAAUAUUCAGGGGUCAAACACCAGCUGGCCAAUAAAGAUACAACACACAGUGACUGACAACAUUUUAUUGUGAUUCAAAGAGUAAGUUCCAAAAAAUGCUAUACAGCCCAUCACUACAGCGGCCAUUUUGAAAAGAGCUUUGAAACAUACUUUACAGUUAUAAGUGUAAAAAGUUGUCAGGAUGUGUUAUUUAAACAAUUGUAGCAUUACGUGGAGACGUGUAACACUGUAUUUUUCAGACCCCCGCUACUUUUUAAAAACGUUAUCAUUAAGAAACAUUAAUGGAUAAAAGUUUACAUACCCCAAAGGAAAUUUAUAAUUUCUAGAAAUUUCUCAAAAACAAAUUACAGGAAAAAUCUUUUGUAGCAAAACUUUUUCUUUUGUGGAUGAGGAAAGAAAGUUGCAAUAAAUAGAUGUCAACAAUUAUUUAUUUCAGCAUUUAUUUAUUUUUUUGCAAAACUCCAAACAUGCUAAUUCAAAAGUAUUCAUACCCUGAUAUGGACAAUUUAAUUAACAACUAGUUCAGGCAACUUUAGGAAUAACCUCUUUUAAACGAUUAGGAUAUUUGUCUAUGAGCGUUUGGCAUGAUUCUUUAGUGAUUUUUCACCAUUCAUCGAUGCAAAAUUGUAUUAGUUCAUUAAAAUUCUCUUGUGCACAGCCUUCUUCAACUCAUACCAAAGAUUGUCAAUCAGAUUUAGAUUGCGACUUUGACUAUGUCAUUCCAGAACCUUUUUUUCUUCUUUAGCCAUUUUGCUUUGGAUCGUUGUUGUGUUGAAACGUCCAGUUGCGCUUUAAACCAAG